AUGGGUGAAGCGCUCAUACCAGACGACGAUGCCGUCGUACCUGUCGCAAUCGUCGGCCAGGCUUGCCGCUUCCCUGGAGAAGGCGCGAAUAUCGAGUCGCUCUUUGACAUGCUUAAGAAAGGCGGCGAUGCCUGGUCAGAAUUCCCUAGCGAUCGUCUCAAUAUUGACGGCUUCUAUCACCCGAGCGGCCAACGUCAGGGCUCCAUUGGCUUCAAAGGAGCUCACUUUCUCGAGGGUGACAUCAAAUCCUUUGAUGCUACGUUCUUCAACAUUUCUCAGGCCGAGGCACAUGCUAUCGACCCGCAGCAGCGCAUCUUGCUAGAGGUCACGUAUCAGGCACUCGAGAAUGCCGGCUACUCCAAGGAGUCGCUUGACCUUAGUGAGACUUCAGUCAACGUGGGAACAUUUGUGAAAGACUACGAGCAAGUCAUCCUACGAGACGCGGACUGGGCGCCUCAGUAUGCGGCAACCGGGACCGGUGCGGCGUUGCUUUCCAACCGCAUCUCGUACCAGUUUAACCUUCGAGGGCCCAGCCAGACCGUGGAUACAGGAUGCAGCGCAGGUCUCGUUGCCGUGCACAACGGCUGUCAGGACCUCCGUACCGGGCGAUCUGAUAUCGCUAUCGCUGCGGGUGUUGGAUUGAUCUUGACCCCUGCCACCAUGAUGCCCAUGACAGCGCUGAACUUCCUAGGAAAGAGCGGGAAGUGCUUCACAUUCACGAACAAGGCUGAGGGCUACGGCCGCGGUGAGGGCGUCGGCGUGGUCAUAUUGAAGCGACUCGAUGAUGCGAUACGCGACAACGACACCAUCCGCGCUGUCAUCCGCGGAUCUCGCGUCAACCAGGACGGCAGGACCCCAGGCAUCACCAUGCCGAGCUCCGACGCACAGCUGUCCAACAUCGAGGCGGUGUACAGGGAGGCUGGACUGGGCGUUGACCAGACUGCCUAUGUUGAAUGCCACGGCACUGGGACGCCCGCGGGCGACCCUAAAGAGUGCUUCGCCGUGUCUCGGGCGUUUUGUGGCAGUCGCGAUGCCAACAAGCCCAUUCUCAUCGGCUCGAUCAAGCCCAACGUGGGCCAUCUGGAGGGAGCGGCGGGCAUAGCUGGUCUGAUCAAGACAGUACUAGCUGUUGAGCGUGGUCAGAUACCAAAGAACUUGUAUUUCGAUCCCUCAAUUGGAAACCCGGAGAUCAAAUUCGACGAGUGGAAGAUCAAGGUCCCAACUUCACUCACCGACUGGCCGAGGGACGGUCUUCGUCGUGCAAGUGUCAAUUGCUUUGGCUUCGGAGGCACAAAUGCCCACGUUAUCCUCGACGAUGCAGGCUCGUACCUCGCAGCACGGUCCUUGCAUGUGCCUUACAUCGCAGAGCACGCCUCGGAACCUGACUUGCUGGCAAACUACGCUUACACGAUGUCGCGCCGUUCGGCUCUUGAGUUCAAGGCCUGUUUCAUUGCACGGUCUGCGUCUGACCUCGAGGAACAGCUCGCCGCACCAGAUCGCCUCAAUAUUCAACGCUUUCUGAGUUCUGACGAUGCAGCUCCUACUCUGGCGAUGGUCUUCUGUGGCCAAGGCGCUCAAUGGUGGGCCAUGGGCCGCGAGCUGAUGGACUUCGAGCCCUUCAGUAGCAGCCUCGUCGGGGCCUCCAAGUAUCUGUCCAAGAUCGUGGCUAGUGAUUUCGAUCUUCUGCAGGAGCUGAUGCACGAUGUACCUUCCCUGAGUCGCAUUAACGAGCCAAGAAUCGCACAGCCAGCGACCACGGCGGUUCAGAUUGCUCUCGUUGGCUUGCUCAAGGCCACCGGUAUUCUGCCCUCGGCAGUAGUCGGUCAUUCAUCUGGCGAGAUUGCGGCCGCAUAUGCUGCUGGAUUCUUGACCAGAGAGGACGCCUGGCUCAUCGCUUUUCGCCGCGGCGAGUACGCAGGCUCACUCCAACACUCACACCCGGAUGUCAAGGGGCUGAUGAUGGCCGUCGGUCUGUCCGCUUUGCACGUACAGGAGUACAUCCGCCGAGUCCCUCCUGGCACUGUCGUUGUUGCUUGCGAGAACAGCCCGGUAUCUGUCACACUCUCCGGUGAUGAGGCGCACAUUCUCUACCUCGCCCAGGAGAUGGAUGAGGACGGCGUCUUUCACCGACUACUGGACGUCUCGACAGCCUAUCACUCCUACCACAUGCAGUUGAUCGCGCAGACCUACCAGCAGUCUCUGGAUGAAGUAAGGCCUGUCAGCACCGCGCAAGGUCCACGAAUGUUCUCAUCCGUUACUGGUGAAGAGAUCUUUGCUUCGCAAGUCGGCGCUGAGUACUGGACCAAGAAUCUGACGUCAUCUGUACUCUUCAACCAGGCUUUCUUCAACAUGUACCAAGCUGUCAAGCCGAAGCUUGUGCUCGAGGUCAGUCCCGCUGCGACGCUGGCCAGGCCGAUUCGUGAGAUUGUCACUACCCUCGCCCCGGGAAAGACAACAACGGAGCUCCCGUACAUCCCGCUUCUGAAGCGAAACGAGCACGCUUCUGUCACGGCUCUGACGGCACUGGGCGACCUCUGGGCGCGCGGUUGUCCAGCUGACUUUUCGUGGGCGUGGAGAAGCAAAGAGGGCCUCUUGCCACAGCUUCUUGUCGACCUGCCUCCAUACCCUUUCAACCACUCCAAGAGUUAUUGGUUUGAAUCCCACUUGGGCGUUGCCCUUCGCCAGAGGCAACAUGGUCGCGAGGACCUGAUCGGUGCUCCUCUGGUUGAAUCCACUCCCCAGGCGUCUCGUUGGCGCGGCUUCCUUAGACUUGAGGAGAAUCCGUGGCUGAGUGAUCAUAAAGUUCAAAAGGUCAUCAUUUACCCUGCUGCCGGCCUGAUCGCGAUGGCUUUGGAGGCUGCGAGACAACGCAAUGAUCCUUCGUUGCGGGUGGAGUCCUAUCAGAUCUCCAAUUUCAUCAUUGUCAAGCCAGUCAUCAUCCCAGGAAACCAGCACGGCUUAGAGCACAUGAUCAACACUCAAGCAUUGAAGAUACCCUCACCGGAUGCCACCAACGGCAUUGCGGUCUACUCCUUCUCGAUCGAGACGAAGACAGAGCACGGGCCUUGGCAGGAGAAUGCAAAGGGUCUGAUCAAUAUCUCCUACGGCGGCAAAUUGGUGGACGAACCUACGAUUGAGACCAUCCAGUUCCAAGAUUACCGUGAUACGUACUGGAGACUGCGCUCUGAGUGCACUCAAGAAAUCAGCGCCCGUUCGCUGUACGAGAGGCUAGAUGGGAUUGGCAUGAACUAUGGACCUCUGUUCCAGAACGUCGUCUCCCUGGCGAGGGGCCAGCACACCUGUAUAAGCACGGUUCGCAUUCCCGAUACCAAGUCCAAGAUGCCAGCGCAAUUCGAGUACGACCAUCUCAUACACCCCGCUACUCUCGAUGCCAUGUUCCAGACAGUCUUCGCUGUUGGCGAUGAGACGAUGGUCCCGUCUUGCAUCCGGCAGAUUUACUUUUCGCCCGCCAUGUUGCAAGGGGCUGGUUCUGAAUUUCACGGAUACGCCGUCGCUCGGCGCAAGGGUUUCCGUGAGGCUGUGGCGGACAUCGUGAUGUCGGAUGACACAUUCAGCAAGCCCAUGGUUAUCGUGAAUGGCAUGGAGUCCAUAAAGCUGGCUUCUUCAGGCGCGUCCGGAUUCCUGCCAAGCAACCGACACCUUUGCAGCGAGCUUGCUUGGCAGGAACUGUAUCCUGUCUGGCCCGGCAUGCAUGGAUCAGUGCCAAUCAACAACGAUGCAUCUCUGGUCGUUCUGCUUCCAGACGGAGAUCUCUCUGAGGCGACCAGCCGCCUUUCUUCGGCCCUUGCUCUUCCCAGCGCCGAGCGCGUUCAGCUAUCUCAACUGACUUCGCAGCAAGCGAGCAAGCGCUGCAUUUCUCUUGUCGAAGUCGAUCAAGCCCUUGUAUUCAACAUGUCUCGUCCAGCUUUCGAUCAAAUCAAGCUACUCCUGAAGGCCACACCUGGUCUCCUUUGGCUUACAACAGGUGCUCAAAAGACUACAGAGAUGCCCCUGCUGGCCCCUUUCCACGGCUUGGCCAGGACCAUUCGCUCUGAGGAUUCUUCCAAGCGUAUUGUGACCCUGGAUAUCGGCGUCACUCAAAACAACAGUGAUGCAGCUGCGGCCGUAUCAGCCGUCCACAUCAUUUUUAAUAAGUCUUUCGUUGAGGCUGGCGAGGUUGAUAUACCCGAAGUCGAAUACUCUCUUCGCGACUACAAACUCUUCGUCGCUCGACUUCAUCCACUUGGAGACAUGAAUGAGGUGAUCGAGAACGGUCAUGAUCAAGCAGUCCUCAUAGAGACUCUGCCUCUCAAGACGUUCCGUCAACCGCUGAAGCUCAAGUUUGCGCCGAGUACAGAUACAACAAGGACGUACUUCGAAGCAAACGACGCCGCCAAGAAGCCCCUUGGCCCCUAUGAUGUUCGCAUCGCCGUUCAGAGCACGAACCUCUACCAAGUUGAUCUGGAAACAAUCUUGGGUCGAAGCAGCGAGAGCACUUUGGGUGUUGAUGUCAUUGGCACAGUGGAACGGGUAGGCAAGAGUGUCACCAGGAUCACGGUCGGCAGCCGAGUAGUCGCUUUGGCCAGCGACACGGUCCAGUCGUGGGUGACUGUUGAUCAAAUCUUCGUUCAUGAACUUGACGCCCACUCCAAGAUUCAAGGCUUGAGUCCAACUGCUUUGACCUGCGCAUAUCAUCGCUUCAACAACAUCGCUGGCCUUUCAAGUGGAGAUACCGUCUUCAUACACUGUGCUGCAGGCCCCUUCGGUGAUGCAGCAAUUCGGGUGGCUCAACACCUCGGGGCAACGGUUUUCGUGGGUGCAUGCAAUGCUGAACAGCUUUCCGACCUGCAUCUGCACUAUGGCCUGCCGCUGGAACACAUCGUUGAAAUGAGCAAGAAUGCCUUGACUGAGCAGCUCAUGCACCUGACAGCAGGUAACGGUGUAGACUGCGUGUUCUCGCCAACUCUUGAUCAUUUGGACCAGAGCGCCCAGUGCGUUGGAGACAAUGGCCACAUUUUCCUUGUCAGCAAUACCACGUUGUCCAAAGCAGUCAUCACUCCUCGGUAUGCCAACGUCUCGAUCCACAAGUUCGACCUCUUUGAGGUUGCAAAGAAGCGAACUAAGACUAUCGCAAAGGCGUGGGAGGAUGUGCUCAAGCUCGUUAUGGAGGAUCGGCUCGGAACUCCGUCUCCCAGACUCGUCCGUGAGGAGCGAGUUGAGAACCUCGACCAGCUUUGGGAUUCUAUGGCCGCAAACCCCAGCCGCCACCUGAACACGGUUCAUUUUAGUUCCGAAUCCCACAUUCGGGUCGGCACGAACCCUCUUACUCCUAUGGUUCUAAAGCCGGAUGCGACAUACGUCCUUGUAGGCGGUCUGGGUGGCCUGGGCAAGGCUGUGGCUGGCCUGAUGGCUGACCGCGGAGCCCGCCAUCUGAUCUUUGUUUCUCGCUCAGGCGCGAAGACGCCCGAAGACUUUCAAUUUCUGUCGUCACUAUCACGACGUGGUGUCAAAGCCCUGGUUCUCCGUGUCGACGUCUGUAACGAAGACGACCUUCGCCGGGCCCUUUCCAGCACCGACAUGCCGCCUGUCAAGGGCGCUGUUCAAUGUGCCGCAGUGGUAGCUGAUUCCGUGUGGGAGACCAUGUCGUACGAGGACUGGACAGCCGCUACUUGCCCUAAGACCAUCGGCUCUUGGAACCUGCACAAAUUCCUGCCACAUGACAUGGACUUCUUCAUCUUCUUGUCUUCCGCGUCCGGCGUGAUCGGAAACCGAGGCCAAGCGAACUACGCUGCUGGUAACUGUUUUCAGGACGCGUUGGCCCGCUAUCGCGCAUCCCUCGGCAUGAAGAAUUCCGUUUCCCUCGACCUCGGCCCUGUAAUGGGUGCCGGCAUGUUGGAGGACGAUGAGAAGACCCUAGCUAUUCUUAAGGCCAGCGGUUUCUUCACGGUCUCCCUGGACAACUUCCUGUUCCUCGUGGAGCACGCAAUGGCCGGCUGCGCAAGCGACGCCCUCCGACUGCCCGCCCAGGUCGUCACCGGUGUGGGCACUGGCGGUCUGAUCCUCCAAAACGAAGUCGCCGACCCCUACUGGGCCGAGACCAAGAUGUUCGAAGUCCUCAACCAGGUCGACCUCCCUGAUCUGCAGUCCGACACCUCUGGGGACACGAGCUGGGGCUCCUCCAUAUCCACAAGCAUUUCCUCGCAGAGCAGCGGCAAGGCUCUGGUCGCGGCUCUCAAGUCGGCCGACUCGGUGGACGAGGCUGCCCACGUCGCCUUGCUAGGCUGCGUGGAGUACCUCUCUUUCUCCCUGAGCAUGUCCCCGGAUGACAUGGACGCAGACAAGUCCCUCACGGCAUACGGCGUCGACUCGCUCGUCACGUCCUCUUUCCGCAGUUGGAUCUUCAAGAACACCGGCGUCAAGGUCAGCGAUAUGGAGGUCAUUGGUGCGGCGUCGAUCAUGGAACUGGCACGGUCUAUCGCCGAGAAGGGCUGUUUUGGUGCCCAAGUCUGA
Diaporthe citri is the source of this 6510-nucleotide messenger RNA. RefSeq lists its product as uncharacterized. The coding region runs from base 1 to 6510 and encodes 2169 amino acids. The record is from RefSeq and is a predicted model, not a curated record. Gene Ontology annotation, molecular function: 3-oxoacyl-[acyl-carrier-protein] synthase activity; phosphopantetheine binding; oxidoreductase activity. Gene Ontology annotation, biological process: fatty acid biosynthetic process; secondary metabolite biosynthetic process. Lineage: Eukaryota; Fungi; Ascomycota; Sordariomycetes; Diaporthales; Diaporthaceae. The transcript has 6 exons.